CUGCCACUGCUCUUGUGACUCUUCUUGUCCUCUCCUUCCCCAAAUUCUCCAAUAAACUUUGCCUUUGGUUUAAAGAAGGCGGUGGCCGCCUCCGGUUCAUAUUUCCUGCCAUUUGCAUUUGUCUUUCGACAUCUUGUUGCCAAGCCGCAUAGCAGAGCGCAUCAUAUUACCCCGCUGCUUUUUUCCCACCUGCCUUAGACUCUUGCUUCACGUCCUAGUCCCGAUUCAUCUGCUCUAGACCUUCGUAAACUCGACGUCACAGAACUUUGACCACGCAUAAUCAAAUCGUAGAGCUCGGAUUCUCUCAGCGCGAUUUGGUUGCUCCUUCAACUGCCAAAAUGACGAAACCGACAAAGCCAAAGUUGCCCGCGAAGCAGCUGGCCAUUCUGGCCGUUGCGCGGUUCGCGGAGCCUCUCGCCCUCACAUCCGUCUUCCCAUACCUCCCCGAGAUGAUUCGCAGUUUCGGCGUGGAACAGAACGACGUCGCAAAAUGGGCCGGUAUCACGUCCGCCGUAUUCUCCCUCUCGCAGAGUGUAACUGCGGUCCCGUGGGGUAGAGCUUCUGAUCGAUUUGGAAGAAAGCCAACCAUCAUCGUCGGCCUGCUAUCAACAAUGUUCUUCUUCUGUGUUUGUGGUGUUUCAACAAGUCUGCCUAUGGCAAUCACUGUGAGAGCUAUUCUCGGAAGUGGUAACGGAAAUGUUGGAAUUAUCCGCACCAUGGUUGCAGAGAUGGUGCCAGAAAAGGAACUACAACCCCGCGCAUUCUCGAUUAUGCCUCUCAUCUGGUCCGUUGGCUCCAUCUUCGGCCCAGCGUUUGGCGGAUUCUUUGCCAGGCCUGCCGACCGCUUCCCCGCCGUCUUUGGCGAUAGCUGGUUCUUCAUCGCGUAUCCCUUUGCUUUGCCAAACUUCAUUGCUGCGGUCUUCUUCUUCAUCUCAGUCACAACCGCCACUCUCUUCCUCAAGGAAACGCUCGAGAGCAAGCGACACAAGCCCGACUGGGGACUCCUGAUGGGCGAGCGCAUCACCCGCUCAUUCCGCCGCUCUCGUCAUCACCACCAUCACCAUGCUAGAGCCCGACGCACCUCGUUUGUUGACGGCGAGGCUACCGCGCCCCUGGUGCCUCACAAGACUCCUCCGACACACCCGGUCGAGGACAAUAAGGCCCUAGAGGCACCCAGCAUGAAGGAAGUCUUCACUGCUCAGACGAGCAUCAACUUGCUUUGCUACACCUUCCUCGCCCUCCACUCCGUGGCGUUUGAUCAAGUUCUUCCGGUGUUCCUGAACUACCCCCAGCAGGAGCACACUCCGGAGAACACGAGCCUGCCCUUCCGAUUUUCUGGUGGCUUUGGUCUCGACUCUGGCCGUAUUGGUACCAUUUUCACCAUCUAUGGAAUUACUUGCGGCGUGAUCCAGUUCUUCGUCUUCCCGCCUCUGUGCAAUUACUUUGGUGUCCUGCGCUGUUUCCGCGCAUGCGCCGUGACUUUCCCCAUCGUCUACAUUCUGGCCCCUUACGUGGUCCUCUUCGAGAGCACUGCUGGGCGCUACACCGCUCUCUUGAUCGUCAUGUUCGUCAAAGCCUGUGCCGUAAUCAUUGGCUUCCCGUGCAUGACCAUCCUCCUGACCAAUUCGGCCUCUUCGCUCCGUAUCCUGGGUACCCUCAACGGCUUCGCUACUAUGUUCAGUGGAUUCGGCCGUGCUUUCGGUCCCGCCGUUGCGGGUGCCGCUUUCAGCUGGGGUGUUGCUAGAGGCUAUGUCAUCACCGCUUACUGGUUCCUCGCGCUCACUGCCAUCAUUGGAGCCAUCCCCAUCUACAUGCUGGUCGAUUACGAUGCUCUGACUCAAACUCCCGACACGAGUGAUGACGAGGAUGAGAGUGUUAGCGAUGAGGGCUAUGCCAGCGAAGGCAGUGCUGUUGCUUCUGGUAGUGGACAGGCUGCCCCGAAUGAGACGGCGCCGUUGUUGAGUGCGAAGAAUGGGGCACCGGGAUACGAUUCCGUCAGUCUCACGCGGUCUUGAGGUGCCUAUCUACUAUCCCUUGGUGACUGGCAUGCUGCUUUCAUGCUUUUCGCAAGCGCGCAAUUGACGUUUCGAACGAGAAUGACACAACAACGAAACGAUAUAUACGAGAUUUACGGCCAGCUCUCCUGAGGGGUUUGAAAUUGUGACUAGCAUCGGUUGGUGCUUUCCUCACCUUUGUGGCAUAUAUAGGUCCAUCAUUGCCUGGCGUCUAGCAUUGCAGGUUCCGUAACGGCUUGUUUUGUUGUCAUUGAGGGCAUUCAUUCUAGUUUGGUUCUGGGCGGUUAUCAAAAGCAUCAUUAUUGUUUGGUUUCGUUGUGACACUUGGACACAUCCACAUGGGCAUUGCUCUUUGCGAGUAGAAGUUUCGGACCAUUUAUAGCAGCUUAAUAUCACACACAUGUCA
Colletotrichum scovillei is the source of this 2421-nucleotide messenger RNA. RefSeq names its product major facilitator superfamily transporter. Gene Ontology annotation, molecular function: transmembrane transporter activity. The record is from RefSeq and is a predicted model, not a curated record. Gene Ontology annotation, biological process: transmembrane transport. The transcript has 4 exons. The coding region runs from base 339 to 2015 and encodes 558 amino acids. NCBI's taxonomy places the organism in Eukaryota, Fungi, Ascomycota, Sordariomycetes, Glomerellales, Glomerellaceae.